AUUGAAAUCGAAGGAAUGUAUAUCGGGAAACGUACAUAUACACAGAAAUUUACUCGAAUCAAAUCCAACUGUUUCAUUUUAUUACACUUUGGGAUAUUGUACAGAAAUAUUUUUGAACUGAUAUUGGAACGACUUUAUCUCUGAUAAACUUUCUCAUUUUUUUUUAAAUGCCAUAAAUGUGUUCGACAUUGGUAAACAUUUUCCUCUGGGAAAAUUGAAAUGGUUGCAGUUCCAUUAGUUUCGAGUAAGCAGUUCGAUUCGCAGCAGCUCGAAUCAAAACGUACGGUUUACGUAAAUCCUUGGUCGAGCUGGUGCUAGAUAGAUUUGUUGCCUCCAAACGGCCGAAUGACGCUGCUGGGGAAUACCCAAUCGCGAAAGUUGAUUACCUUCUGCGUAUUAAUUCCCGGUGGCGUUGGACGGCCGCUCGUUCCGUUCCUCGGAGGCGUCCAUUGUAUACGAGGUACAUCUGCCUCUCGGGUUCAAUGUCAAGUAGGGUAACCUACCUGUGGCCUAGGUACGUGAAUCGCGACGCCACGUCUACGUGUGCUCUUUCUUUAACGCCGCCUACAACGAUGCGCUCACCUUCGUGGUGGGAUCGGCAGACUUUUUAUCGCUGGAGCAUCGUUAGAUGAACUCCGAUCGAAAUUGGAUCUGGGGCUGUUCGAGUACAGUUUAAAUGUGCGUUGCUACUUGAAUAUUAAAUUCGCAUAAUAAAUUCGAAUACUGCUACUCUGAUACUCUUACUCGAAAUGUACUAAUCUAAUAUUCCCACUCGAAUGUCGCUAUCCAAAUAUUUUCCUUCAAGUGUCGUUAUUCAAACAUUCUCGUACAAAAUAUUUUAUAUGAUUAGCAUCGAUAGUGAGUCACGCGAUACGAUCGCGCAAUAUUUCUCUGUUGAUUGAUACCGAAAAACUGUUCAACGUCAUCUAUAUAAUCUACUAUGACAUAAAUGUUGUUGCAAGUGUAACGGUGCACUCGAAGCGCAAGUGCGCACGAAACUGAAACAUUGAAUGCAUUCAACAAAAUUCACGACACGAAGAAAUUUCCGUUUGAAGGAUGAGCUGCGUUUGCAGGUCUGGUGAAAGCUGCCAUGUAUGCCAGGGCAUAAUUAUGACCUUAUCUUUAAUGGACUUUAACAUGCAAGCGUUGAAAGCUAGGACGUACCAUGAUAUACAAAUUUAAUUACACAAAUUUUACGGAUAAUUAACCUUGAACAAAAAAAAAAAAAAAAAACAGUAUUUUAGGAUGACGUUGCAGUUGUCUGGGCCUGACAAUCGAUAAACUUCAGAUUUAAUCGAAGUCUAGGGUUUUUCCCAUCUCUGACCGAUACUGCGUUUCAGGCCAGUUAGCCUAAGUAAGUUAGGUAUACGGGAAUAAGUUCCUACGGUCGUCUGGAGACUUUUACGACACCGCGGAACCACGAGGGAAAACAAUGCCCACCAGAGGGUAGAAGCUUCAGUAAGGGUUUGGUUGUUGUGCGACGAGGAACGGAAAGACUUCGAAUUCAUCAUGCCGAGAGUGACAGUUCCUCUAUUGGUUUUUAUCGCGCUACAGGGCUAUGUCGAAGCUGUGCCUGUUUCAGGUAACCCACUCUGGAAGGAUGAUAACUCGGUCGAUAUUCAAACUCGUCGAGGUCCAAGGACAUUGGAGUCACAUCCGAAGGAUUGGUCACAGUUUUAUCCGUCCUGGUGGGUGCCAUCGUUUUCGUCGUUCUCGAGUUCGUUCAAAGACGAGCACGACUACGACUACGACAUGGCCUUCUUGAAGAGGAGAAUCGUAGCACUGGAGACGUCCUACAGGGAACUUACUGAAUCAUUCAAACAACUCAUGGAAGAAACUAAGAAGGCAUCCUGCAACGCUGCGUUGGCCCAAGAAGUCAGCAACGAGAAGACUGAAGAAAGGCCUCAAAAUGUUGAGACAGGAAAGGAGAAGCCAUUAGACAGCAACACAGGAAAUGCUCCCUUGGUGCCAGCGAUCGACGAUGAGGUGAUACCAAAAAAGCCUCAAAAUGCAGAAACCGAAAUGAAGAAACCACUGGAUGGCAGUACAAACGAAAUUUCCUUGAAUCCAGUAAUCAACGAUGAGGUGACCCCAACAAGGCCUCAAAAUGCAGAAAACGAAAUGAAGAAACCACUGGAUGGGAGUAUAAAAGAAAUUCCCUUGAUUUCUUUAGUCAGCGACGAGGAGAUCCAGAAAAGGCCCGAAAAUCCAAAGGAUGGGGAGAAACCGUCAGGCAGUAACGUAGGGGAGGUUGAAAAGGGGAACAUAACUGAAAAUACGAAGAAAGAACAAUCUGAAAGCGUUCCCGAGGGAACGAAUGGCGACAGUGAAGGCGUGGUUGCAACGAACGUUGAUAAAGGGACCACGCUACCGUCGAAAGUAAACGAAAUGGUGCCACCGACGCGAAACGACGAUACAGAGACGGUCGCGUUGGUGAAUGGGGACGAGGUGGAUAAAACGAUGCUGGAGGACGGUGAAAAGGCUGGAUCGACGAUGAAGCCUGGACGAGUGGAAGCCUCGGUUGGAAUGGAAGAGCCGGCGGAACCGCGGGUCGAUUAUGUGAUGGAGCUGAACGCAGAGCUGGAAGGUCCCGGAAUCGUGGCUGACGUGGGGAGUGAUAUCGUUUUCGAUCAACCCGAGGAAGCGAUUGAUACCAUUGGUGGGGCUGCUUCCGUCGUCGAUUUCGCAGGAAGUGUGGAUGAUGGCGUUAGUGUCGUGGACUAUUGAGAAUUGUGCGAACACUAUAAUUCGGGGACUGUUUGUUGGAUUUUUCUAGACUUGAAUGCUUGAAACACUUGGAUGGAUGGAUGAUACUCGAAUACUAUUCGAGAACUGACUGUUCGAAUACUACAAUAUCGCGGUAGUAUUUGAAUACUUGACUAUUUAGAUAAUUGUUCGAUAAAAUGACUAUUGUAACUAUCGUAAUGUUAUUUAAAAAUUUCCGAUUCUUACAAAAACUAUUUGUAUUUUUCUGCAAGUAUCCUUUUUACCCAUAGAUUUCCAUUAUUAUUAUUACUAUUAU
Molecule: messenger RNA, 3022 nt
Organism: Hylaeus volcanicus
Lineage: Eukaryota; Metazoa; Arthropoda; Insecta; Hymenoptera; Colletidae
Exons: 4
Coding region: 1510-2727 (405 amino acids)
Source: RefSeq, a predicted model, not a curated record